GGCAUCGAGUGCGCGUCAGUCCGAUUUAUUUUACAAUUUCGUGGUACGAAGGUGUAACCGAAACAUCAACUCGAAUCUGGAGCACAAUAAGCUUUCUUCGUUAAGAGAAAGAGAGAGAUAGAUAAAGUGAGGGGGCACAAGGAGAUAACUCGUGUUUACCUGUUUAUCGUGCUUAUUAUUUUUUUUCGCGAAUGUGACAGUGAAUUAUGAAGAGGCCAGUGAUCGGUUGUGUUAGCCGCAUCGGUGCGCGUGCAGGUUUAAAUUCGUGAAAGAAUAAUCAAACGCAUUCUUGUUGGACAUUCUGCUAAAAUUGGCGAAAGAAUGCAUUUGCCGGAUGGUCCGCUGGCGAUGGAAACCUACAAGGCGAUCUACGAAACCCUCAGAAGCUGCCAUGGGGAUUUGGUGCAGACGGGAAGUCCCACCAUCCUGUGUUCCACGCUACCGUGCCACUGGAGAUCAAACAAGUCUCUUCCGGUAGCGUUCAAGGUCAUAGCGCUCGACGAAGUCAGCGACGGCACCCUGGUCACCAUUAGAGCGGGGAAUGACGAAAACUUUUUCGGCGAACUGAGAAAUUGCACGGCCGUCAUGAAGAAUCAAGUCGCCAAAUUUAACGAUCUUAGAUUCGUCGGUCGCAGUGGAAGAGGAAAAUCAUUUUCACUGACAAUCCAGAUCAGCUCGGUACCUCACCAAGUAGCCACGUAUUCCAAAGCCAUCAAGGUCACGGUAGAUGGACCACGCGAACCAAGAUCUAAAACGAAUUGUCAAUAUAUCCCCGGAUUUCCCGGCUUGGGUGGCUUACUCAAUCCCUGGCUAGAUACCGCAUAUCUCGGACACACCUGGCACAUGCCGCAUCCCGCUCUACUUAAAGGAGCGAUGCCAAUGCCACCACCCGCGGACCUGUUCAAUCCGAGCUUCCCGCCGGUCUUCUCGCCGUAUACGUUCGAUCCCAUCAAAUACUCGGAAUAUGCUGCACUGACGGCUGGUACGACGACGAUGACAACUGUAUCGACGACAGCAACAACGGCCGGCAUUCUGAAUAGCCCGUCCAGAUCGUCACCCGGUGGUAACACAUCCAGCAACGACUCACCGACCGAAGAGGCUCGAAGUGCCUUCGUGCCCCUUCGAAUCAACACUCUGCCGCCGAGCACGUCGUCCUCGACGUCGCCGCCGGACAAAAGCGCGAGGAGGUCAACCGAAGGCGUGAGAAACUCGUUGAAGGCACCCAGCUCUCUCAUCUCCCAGAGGCUAUCGGAGAGGAGGAGUCCAUCGCCGACGAAAUCAUCGACGAAAACAGUCUGGAGACCGUACUCGAAGCCGUAGAUCCGGAAGCGGAUUCGUGCGACAAUGACAAUUCAAUGUCCCGAAAGGCUAGUGACAGAUAAUCGCCCUGACGAAGGCGACGUCGUUUCUGAUGCGAGCAUCAGAUUUUUAAUAAAUGACUUUGCGUAUCGUUUUUCCGGGUGUUGACUCGCGCACGCGAGUGCGUAUUUUUCUCUUCGGUUUUACGAAGACAAGAAGAACACGGGAGAAAGAUGGAAAGUCAUUUCGUCGAUUUAAGCCUCUAAAGCAUUGUUCGUAAUUUAUGAAUAAUUUUAUUAAUAAAUUGAAAAUUUAUAAAAUUCCUGACGAAUUCUAUAAAUUUGGACACAUGUACAUAUGUAUGAAAACGAAUUGUAUAUAUGGUGUAUAUAGAGUUCGUGGACAAUAAAGUAGUUAUAAAGAGGCAAAUAAGAAUUUAUCUGCAUUCGUGUGUUCAUGAAAGUGUACGUGCAAGUAUAAAUGAGUGAAUGAGUGAUGAAAAGGAGACAGAGACCAAAAGACAGAGAUACCGAUAUUAUUUAUAUUAUAAGAAAGAUAUUUAUCAGAAAGAUUUAAUGUAAACAGAGAUGGUAUAAAAUAUAGAGAUGCGACGCAAGAGAAGAAUAAAAUCGAGAUCUAUACGUGAAAAAUAUGUACAUGUCUG
Messenger RNA from Camponotus floridanus (Florida carpenter ant), 1963 nucleotides. RefSeq names its product segmentation protein Runt. Bases 322 to 1320 code for a protein of 332 amino acids. Gene Ontology annotation, molecular function: ATP binding; RNA polymerase II cis-regulatory region sequence-specific DNA binding; DNA-binding transcription factor activity, RNA polymerase II-specific. The record is from RefSeq and is a predicted model, not a curated record. Gene Ontology annotation, biological process: regulation of DNA-templated transcription. Gene Ontology annotation, cellular component: nucleus. NCBI's taxonomy places the organism in Eukaryota, Metazoa, Arthropoda, Insecta, Hymenoptera, Formicidae. The transcript has 4 exons.